AUGGUACUAUGUGCACGGCUCUUGGAAGUUCACAGCCUUGCUGUACUCAUCCAGCUUUGGAGAAAAGGGGAUAUUUCGGUAACCACAGCUGUUGGACGUUCACAACUUUGCUGUACUUGUCCAGAUUUGGAGCAAAAGGGACAUUUCGGAGUCGCCCCGCUGGAUAAACCAGGAUGUUCGUGGAUGGGGGACGGGGCAUGA
Cylicostephanus goldi is the source of this 201-nucleotide messenger RNA. NCBI's taxonomy places the organism in Eukaryota, Metazoa, Nematoda, Chromadorea, Rhabditida, Strongylidae. The record is from the annotation of a GenBank genome assembly.